This is a messenger RNA of Mangifera indica (mango), 2565 nucleotides long. RefSeq names its product exocyst complex component EXO70B1-like. Gene Ontology annotation, cellular component: exocyst. The transcript has 2 exons. Gene Ontology annotation, molecular function: phosphatidylinositol-4,5-bisphosphate binding. Lineage: Eukaryota; Viridiplantae; Streptophyta; Magnoliopsida; Sapindales; Anacardiaceae. Bases 368 to 2272 code for a protein of 634 amino acids. Gene Ontology annotation, biological process: exocytosis. The record is from RefSeq and is a predicted model, not a curated record.
AAAAAAAAAAAAGUAUUAUGAAAACCAGAAAAACCCUCUCUGUACAGCAUUACACAAGCACAACACAAGACUGCAGUAUACGGACGUCUACGCUGCUAUCUAUCCCCUCUCUUUUUCUUUUGCCUUUCUCGCUUUAGCAUCAAGCCUGCCUGCCGGCCACAACGUUGUUCGGGGGUUUUUUUUUUUUUUUCUUUUUUCGUUUCUCUUUGGGAAAUUGUCCGAAAUCUAUUUUUUAUUCUUAUUUUGUUUCCUGAAUUAAAUCCCUGAUUCUUCGAUUUCAGUUUCCAUUAGGGUAACGAAUUCUCUCUUUCUUUUUCUUUUGUUUGGAAGGCUUAGCGUGGUAUAUUGUUGCAUAUCCUAGAAUUAUAUGGCGGCCACCACCACAACUAAUAUACUCACAGGCGGGGAAGACCGGGUCCUGGCGACGGCUCAGCAGAUCGUCAACAGCCUCAACACUCCUAAAGAAGUUCGUGAAGACAUGCUUUUAAUCUUCUCGAGCUUUGAUAAUCGGCUGUCGAACAUCGGGGAUUUGGUCAGAAACGAGUCCAGUGGUCCCCACCGGUUUGAAUCGGCGGAGAAGUUUAUUCUCCGUUGGGACUGUAACUCCAACUGGGAGGAUUCUCCGGACGAUGCAGCCGAAUAUCUCGAAGCCGUUGAUGAGAUUUUGCAAAUGAUGGAUGAGUUAUCUGUUCGAAACGGUAACGGCAUGAUAGACCGGGCGGAGAGCGUGAUCCAGAUUGCUAUGUCGCAUUUGGAGGACGAGUUUCGUCAUAUGUUGAUCCGGAACACGAUUCCUCUUGAUGCAGAUCGUUUGUACGGAUCGAUUAAGAGGGUUUUGCUGUCUUUUGCUGCGAAUGAUGGGGAAAUCGAUGAGGAGUUUGGGAAUUUCGGAGAAGUUGGUGAUGGGAGUCUGAGGUUUCACGAGAGAGGGGCGAGUUUAGGCGAUGACGUGUGCGUGGAUUUGAUUAAUGCUGAUGCACUUGUGGAAUUGAGAGAGAUUGCUGAUAGAAUGUUCAGGUCGGGUUAUGAGAAAGAGUGUGUUCAGGCUUACAGUAAUGUUAGGCGUGACGCAUUGGAUGAGUGUUUGGUUAUUCUUGGUGUUGAGAAAUUAAGUAUUGAAGAAGUGCAGAAGAUUGAGUGGAGUUCUUUGGAUGAGAAGAUGAAGAAGUGGAUACAAGCUAUUAAAAUCUUGGUUAGGGUUCUUCUGAGCGGUGAAAAGAGGCUUUGUGAUAAUAUUUUUAACCAGUACGAAUCCACAAAAGAGGUUUGUUUUAAUGAAACUGUCAAAGGGUGUGCGAUGCAGUUGUUGAAUUUCGCUGAGGCUGUGGCCAUAGGAAAAAGGUCAUCUGAGAAGUUGUUUAGGAUUUUGGAUAUGUAUGAUGCUUUGGCUAGUGUUUUGCCAGACUUGCAGGUGAUGGUUACUGAUGAAUUCGUUUGUAGUGAGGUUAUUGGGGUUUUAAAUGGAUUGGGGGAGGCUGCCAAAGGGACCUUGGCAGAGUUUGAGAAUGCCGUGCAAAGUGAAACUUCCAAGAAGCCUAUGCAGGGUGGAGAGAUUCAUCCGCUUACACGUUAUGUAAUGAAUUAUGUGAAACUGCUUGUGGAUUAUAGUGAGACUCUCAAUCAUCUGUUGGAAAAUGAUGAAAAUGGAGCUGAUGGUGAUAAUAAGGAGAAUAUGUCCCUGACUGCACGCCGAUUGUUAUUAUUGUUGAUGUCUUUGGAAUUAAAUAUUGAGGAGAAAUCUAAACUAUAUGAUGAUAGUGCCAUGCAGUAUAUAUUUUUGAUGAAUAAUAUUCUGUACAUAGUGCAGAGAGUGAAGGAUUCUGAGCUCAGGAAGCAUUUGGGGGAUAAUUGGGUUCGCAAAAGGCGUGGUCAGGUGCGCCAGUAUGCUACAAGUUAUCUAAGGGCUUCUUGGAGCAGGGCCUUGUCUUGUUUGAAGGAUGAAGGAAUUGGUGGGGGCUCCAGUAAUGCCUCUAAGGUGGCCUUGAAGGAGAGAUUUAAAAGCUUCAAUUUGUGUUUUGAAGAAAUAUAUAGGGUUCAGACAGCUUGGAAGGUCCCAGAUCCACAACUUCGUGAAGAACUUAGGCUUUCAAUAUCAGAGAAAGUGAUUCCGGCUUACCGCUCAUUUAUGGGAAGGUUUAAGGGUCAGCUAGAGAGUGGAAGGCAUGCUGGGAAAUACAUAAAGUACACACCAGAGGAUUUAGAGACUUAUUUAUUGGAUUUAUUUGAAGGAUCACCAGGUGUUCUUCAUCAUCUGAGAAGAAAGAGUACAUAAGAUUCAGGGCUCUUGUAACAGGAUGUGAGUGUGUGUUUUUGUGCACCUGUGUGCCUAGGAGAGGGGAUGUUGGAAGAUGUAUAAGCAUGUCAGACUGCAAAAUGGAACACCCUACAACUUGCAAUAAUGUGCUGUGAUGGAAUUUUGUCUCUUCACUCAUUGAAUAGAGUAUUCUCUGUAUGUUAUUCUAUUGUGAGAAAUUGUUCUUUCUCCCAAAAUUUCUUCUUGUACGAAAACUUCCCGGAAAGCUUGUAGAUAAUCUAUUCCUUAAAAUCAAAUGGGCAUUUGUGGUA